GAUCAAGCAAUAUUGCAAAACACAUUGACGCAAUGGCUUCGUUCCUGCAGGGCUUGCGGCCGCUGGCCCUUUUGAGGCCGAAGAAUGGUCUACUAUCACAAUCGCGAACAGCUGUGCGAUCAAUCACAACGAAAUAUACCCCAAAACCCAAGCCGGUCCCUCUUCCUGAAAAUCUACCAGAGCAAUAUUACUCACAGCUCCCUCUACACAUUCGUCCGCAGCCAGAAAAAAAGAAAUGGCGAAUCCACCCAUCACCUCCCUCCGAAAUGAACAUAUGCAAAGACCCUGUCGCAGCUGUCUCAAAUCGACAAAUGAGUAUUCUAGAUCCUACAGGCGAACGCAAAGCUCUGUUUGAUUAUCGACGAAGUGCUCGCAGCAUCAAACCCGGCGACAUUGUGCGAGUCACAUUCAAGAGCGGUGAUCCGUUUUCUGGUGUUUGCUUGGCUAUCAGACUCCGCGGGGUCGAUACAUCGUUCUUAUUGAGGAAUCAAUUGACGAGAGUUGGCGUGGAGAUGUGGAUUAAGGCAUAUAGUCCGAAUGUGGAGGGUGUUGAGAUUGUGCAAAGAACCGAAAAGAGGAAAAGGAGAGCUCGUCUUUAUUACAUGCGUCAACCCAAGCAUGAUAUGGGUAGUGUUGAGAAUAUUGUCCGCAACUACCUCCGCCAGAAAUCCGCUAUGGCUGGGCGAUCAUAGGAAAUGCAAAGACAGAACGUUGGACUCGCAUGAAAUAACAUACCUGUAUAUUAGAAGAAUUCGACAGCAAUGGAGUGUUUUGUUUGUUUA
Molecule: messenger RNA, 782 nt
Organism: Talaromyces stipitatus ATCC 10500
Lineage: Eukaryota; Fungi; Ascomycota; Eurotiomycetes; Eurotiales; Trichocomaceae
Product: mitochondrial 54S ribosomal protein IMG1
Exons: 3
Coding region: 33-692 (219 amino acids)
Biological process (GO): translation
Cellular component (GO): ribosome; mitochondrial large ribosomal subunit
Molecular function (GO): structural constituent of ribosome
Source: RefSeq, a predicted model, not a curated record